AUGCCACAGGUUACAAAUCUCCGCCUUAUACGGGACAAGAACAAUUCACCAAUAGGAAAAGGAACAUUGUACAAUGCCCUUGUCAACAUAUCAACUUCCACGCGGGAUAGAGCUGCGAAGCUGAAUGUCCUGGAAAACGACAGAUUAAAACGCCUCAACAGGAUGUACGACAGAGAUAGGCGUCACAGUGAAUAUUUAGCAAACCAGGUUCUCCAGAGAACUCAAAAAUCGCUACAAGAACUUACAGCAUACCAUCAUGUCCUCACUAAUGAUUAUACAGUGGCCCAAUUCAAGACCAUGGAUCCACAGUUCAGCCGUGAGAGUGCGCAAACACCAAGGUCUGUUCGCCGGUACAAUUUAGAGACGAGGCUUUACUACAAUGGCUACGGAAUGAAACCUUUCCGUCCGGAAAUAGAUAGACGGAUUCGCCAAACAGAUCCAGCACGAGUUACCAAAAUAUUCAAGAAGGUGUUGCUUGAAAAAUUCCAAAAUCAGAGUAACUUGGUGAUCAAUCGGCAGAUACCUCAUACCGAAUUCUAUAAAAUGUUGGACAAUAAAAACAAGUUAAGAGAUUAUCAAUAUCAGAGAUUGAAAAGCAAAGUUCGAUUUGAUGUUGAACAAACCUCGGAGCAGGUUGCGAUAGAUGGCGAUAGUGUGGAAUUGACAAUCCAGCAAACAAGCCAGGAUGAAUCUUGA
Messenger RNA from Ylistrum balloti, 696 nucleotides. RefSeq lists its product as uncharacterized. Bases 1 to 696 code for a protein of 231 amino acids. The transcript has a single exon. The record is from RefSeq and is a predicted model, not a curated record. Lineage: Eukaryota; Metazoa; Mollusca; Bivalvia; Pectinida; Pectinidae.